This is a messenger RNA of Labrus bergylta (ballan wrasse), 1481 nucleotides long. Lineage: Eukaryota; Metazoa; Chordata; Actinopteri; Labriformes; Labridae. The record is from RefSeq and is a predicted model, not a curated record.
GUGUCCGGUGUGGUGAUGAUCGGCGUCGGAUUUGCCUCCAUUGAUGGCAAUACACCGGUUGCUGAGUUGUUUGACCAGUUGUCCAGUAGUGAUGGUUUGCUGGUCCUGCAGGUGUUCGGUCCAGUCACUGUGGUUUUAUCUGUUCUGGGUAUUUGUGCAGCAACAUUGGACCUCAAACCUCUUCUAUUGGUGUUUUCUGCUCUGAUAUUUGUGGAGUUUGUGGCUAUGAUGGUUGUUGCCUCCCCGCUGGUCCAAGUUCAAACUCAGAUGGACAGUGCGGUGGAGGAAGUGUUUUUCAAUGCGACUCCCCUGCAUAGAGUGGAUCUUUACAUCCAGGGUGAACUAAACAAACUGCAGGCCUCGGACUCCUGUUGUGGUUUGAGAAGUUAUGAAGACUGGGAGAGUCAAAUACCUCUCUCCUGUGUUUGCAAACCCACUGUUCCCCCUCCUGCCUCUGACACACAGCCGAGCUCUCAGCAGGUUAACUCUGAUGCAGAAGGGUCCUGUGUGAAGGUGGACAGAGACCAACAUACUGCACAGGUGACAGAAAAGCUUUUGGUUCACUCCCAGCCCUGUGGUCCCAUCCUGAAGAGCUACAUGAACUUUCCCAUCAGACUCAGGAUAGGAAUCAUUUCAGCCUUCUCCACCAUUACGAUGGCAGCCAUCGCUCUGUGUCUCGCUUUGGGCCUGGAGGAAUACUGGAAGAAGCCUCCCGUUGAAACUACAGUUGUAGACUUUGACAGAGUAAAGUACCAACCCAAGCCUUCUCCAACAUGACCUCUGACCUCUGACCUCUUAUCCCUGCCCAGCAAUUCAGCGUCCAUUUAUACUACCGGUGAAGAUAGCACAAGUUUAACAAAGGUCCAAUCUUGGGCAUAUAAAUGUUUUUUUAUACUGAAUAUUUAUAAUUGACAGAAUGAAUGAACUCUAAUAGGACUAUGUUAUUUUGUGUAAUGGUACACCAAAGUAAUAUCUUCCUCAUGACAUCAAUAAUGUACCUUUGUUAAUGAUCCCUAACCACUUCCUGUUUGUGUGCUUAACUUCCUUUCCUAACCUUCCAUCUACCAGAAGGGCCUUACUUAAUUUCAAAAUAAAAGUAUACAGCAAGUAAAGUACUCUCAGCUUAAGACAGGACAAAGAUUCAAAAUAAAGCCUGACAAUUUUUAUUUUUAAAUUCAAAAUAAUGGAAUUUCAAAAGUGUGAUUAAAAAUUUGAUUAAUUUGAAUUAACUGUUGAAAUUCAGUGAUUAAUUACGAUUAAAAUGUUGUUAAUUUGACAGCCCUUAAAUUCAAGUUUGAAAAUCAGCUCAUUUGACUCCUGUAGCAACCAAAAGACUCCACCCAAUGAGCUCCCGUGUUGUUACUAAGAUCGGCUGUUAAAUAUUUAUAUAAAGAGAAAUUACUGCUGUUUGAUUUUUGGUGUGAUGUUUGAUUUUUUUGCUUUGAAUAGCAUGCAGCUAAUAAAGUGUAUUUUAUGAGUGA